ACCUCUAAGGCGUUUCCAGUCAUGCAUCUUGCUACUCACAUAACUUUCCCGUAUUCCUGGCAGAAGACUCAGCUGCAUUCACAUUCCUGAUCCCCAUGUUUUGGUUCAAACGUCAGAACUAUACAAUAAAGAAGAUGACUUUUUGAGAGAUUGACUCUGUGGAGGGGGUCUAUAGCAGAUACAUGGGAGGAGAAUGAACUCUUCAAAUGGAUUUCCCCAGCAUGCAGUGGCAUGUGUUACUUCGAGCACAGAGGGCAGAGUAUUACAGGACCAGCAAGUGAAGAAAGCUGGUGGAGCUAUGAGGAAGGAGGCCGGUGACAGCAGGGUGCUUGCACUUAAAGACCAUCCAGACAUAGAAUCCUUUUUAAAUGAUACCUUAAGGUUUCCCCCUGAUGAAAUCAAACCCAAUAUGAAGAUUAAAUCUGCCACCCCAAAACCUCCCAGGAAGCCCAGGCUGGCGCGAGCAUCAUCGCUUGAUGAGAAAAGCUGGAGGAAGAGGAGACUGUUUAGAAUGAGUCAGGAAAAUCUGAUUGAUCCCAAUGAGACAAGCUCCUCCAAUGGCUCUCUCCAGGAGACAUCCCUGAGUCCUCCCACCAGGAGCAGAGUGGCACUCAAUGGCAAUGAGGGUUCUUUGCACAACUUGCAGGAUGCUUCAGAACCGAGCUAUUACAGAAAGAACAAGAGUAGCAUUUCUGAGUCAGAGAAACAGGUCUCUGAGGUCCCCACUGCUUCUGUGGGGUUUAUGCAGGGGAAAGAAUCAUCGGGUAGCAAAUCCCGGCUGUCCAAAAUAACACCCUCUCGACCACUGCCCCCCUUGGAACUCAGCAUGGCCUCUCACGUGCUGAGGACAGCUAAUAGGAUUGACUCGGAUUAUAUGGAUUACCAACAUUAUUCUCAGAGCAGGUUUGAAAGGGUGAGCAGCAGUCUCAGUGACGGUAGGCUGCACAAUAGCGGGAUGGUCUACGAUAGCUGUUCCACAGACUCCAUGAAGUCUACAUUCAGCCUACUUACCCCUCUUCGUGCCAAGGAUGUUCGAAACAGAAGCUAUUUGGAAGGCAGCCUUCUGGCUAGUGGUGCAUUGCUGGGUUCAGAAGAACUGAGUAGGUAUUUCCCUGAUCGGAACAUUGGAAUAUUUGUGGCCACCUGGAACAUGCAAGGCCAGAAGGAACUUCCAGAGAAUCUGGAUGACUUCUUGUUCCCAUCUGAUCCUGACUAUGCCCAGGAUAUGUAUGUCAUUGGGGUUCAAGAAGGCUGUCCAGACAGAAGAGAGUGGGAGAUCCGCCUGCAGGAGGCGCUGGGGCCCCAUUAUGUCAUGCUGUAUUCAGCUGCACAUGGAGUUCUAUACAUGUCAGUGUUCAUAAGAAGAGAUCUCAUCUGGUUCUGCUCAGAUGUGGAAUAUGCCACUGUGACCACUCGCAUUGUGUCUCAGAUCAAAACCAAGGGAGCCCUGGGAAUCUGCUUCACGUUCUUUGGGACUUCCUUUCUCUUCAUCACGUCCCAUUUCACAUCGGGGGAUGGUAAAGUGUAUGAGAGGACGCUGGACUACAAUAAAACCAUCCAAGCCCUUGGUCUUCCCAAGAAUGUCCCAGAUACAAAUCCCUAUCGAUCCAGCCCCUCUGAUGUCACAACUCGGUUCGAUGAAGUGUUCUGGUUUGGAGACUUCAAUUUCCGACUCAACAAGGAUCGUGAGAGCGUGGAAUCAAUCCUGAGCCAGCAUCUGGACACAGACAUGUCCAAGUUACUGCAAUAUGACCAGCUCAUUAAAGAAAUGAAUGAUGAGGCUAUUUUCAAAGGGUUCCAGGAGGCUGCCAUUCACUUCCGUCCUUCCUACAAGUUUGAUCUAGGGCAGGAUAGCUACGACACCACUUCCAAGCAGAGGACGCCUUCGUACACGGAUCGAGUGAUGUACCGAAGCCGGCACAAGGACGACAUCCAGGCAGUGAAGUACUCCUCCUGCUCAGCGAUAAGAACGUCAGACCACAGGCCUGUGUAUGGGCUGUUCCGGGUGAAAGUGAGGCCUGGCAGAGACAACAUCCCACUCGCUGCAGGGCAGUUUGACAGAGAACUUUACUUAAUUGGAAUAAAAAGACGAAUUACAAGGGAACUUCAGAAGCGGCAGGAAUUAAAAGACCAAAAAUCCAGCAGGGUCUGUGCUGUUUCCUGACCUUAAAGCUCAGCAACAAAGCUGCAAAUGGUGUCAUAAAGGAGGUUUUCAGACCAAGGCAAAGACUACUUGAUUCCACAUCUGCAGAGGUACAGAUCAAGAGGGAAGGGGUCUUGGUUUGAGCACCAGCAUGACAGUUGCUGUGGCCUGUAUUAGAUGUCUUAAACCUCAGCUCUCAAGUUUCAUUUGCAUGAGCUAAUCCAAAGAACUUGAGUGCUUUUGCAGAAAAGGGACUAUUCAAAACAUGCCUCGGCUUAUUCAAUCAGGUCACUUUUAACAAAACUCCUUUGCAAGCAGCAUGAUGUAUAGUUAGGUGAUAAGUCUAGCCUUACCCAAGACAAAGCGUCUUAUUGGGACACGCGGUCUUGGAUUAGAGCGGUUACUCAAGGAAAUUUUGCAAAAAGGAGACCAUUGCGGUUUUCUUUAUUUUGGAUACUUGCUUUGUAAGUAUCUAUCACAGGAGGGCAUUGAAGUCAGCAGUUUAUGUAUUUAUCUAUAGCCAAAUGUACAGUAUCCUGUAAAAUACCCAAGAGGACCAACUAGAGAUCUUGAGCAGUCUCUCUCUCAGGUUGAUGCUUGUUUAUAAUAGAUGUGCUGUUGUGGGCCACUGCAGCAAGCUCUGUGUGGAUGUACAAUAAUCAACGUGCAUUUAAUAUGGCCUUUUGAAUUAGUAUUUAUUUUUAUGACUAUGUUGUUGCUAAGGGUGCAUAUUAAUCUCUGAGAGCAGCACAUGUUCUCAGAUGAAGUCAGAGUUCCUAAAUGGAUGUUGAUAAUUUAUGGAUCCUCCAUAGUGGAGAUCCCAUCUCUGUGUCAGUGAGAAAUUUCACAUGCUUGCAGCAGCAAUAGAUGCCGCAGCUGUAAACAGUGGCCUUGGUAGGGCUAUUGUGUAAAAAUCCAGCAAAAAGUGGUUAAGUAAAGAGAGCACUAAAAAAAGCUACUUAUGGUGGGAGAAAAAUCUGUUUCUGCCUUUGGGAGAUAUUCAGAGCAAGAACCAGGAAUCAAAAGAACUCAGUUCUGUUCCUUCUCUGAUUCUCCAUUUUGAGAAGUUAUGCCCCCCCAUUCCAUUUGCUUCCCAAUCAGAAAAAUGUGGAGAAUUUCUCUUUAAAAGGGCCUCCUCUGACGGCGAAGGCACUCUGCACUCUUUUGUGCAAAAACAUAUGCAAAUGAGGCACAGUGAUGACGAUCGCUGUGCCUCAUUUGCAUACUUAAUGAGCCACCAUUUUUG
Molecule: messenger RNA, 3389 nt
Organism: Pelodiscus sinensis (Chinese soft-shelled turtle)
Lineage: Eukaryota; Metazoa; Chordata; Testudines; Trionychidae
Source: RefSeq, a predicted model, not a curated record